CACGUGCCAUCGCCCGUUCCUCACUGCGCGUUCCUGAGGGCAGCGCGCGAGCUGAGCCCGCCCUGGCUCGAGCGGGGCCGAGCCUCGGCCUGCAGAGGGCCCCCCGCCCCCCGGGGGGACGCCGCGCCGGCCCGAGGCCUGCGCGACCCGCGGGAGGUGCGGCACACCAGGGAUGGCCGCCGAGGAGGCGGAGGAGGCCGGCGGGGAGCGGGCCCUGCAGCUGCUUCGCGCGCCAGACGUCGCCGCCCUCGGCCGCCUCGGCGUGCUGAGCCUGAGCGGCGCCGACCUGGCGUCGCUGCCGGAGGCGAUAGGCCACUGCUCGCAGGUGUGGCGGCUGGACAUCGGCCGGACCGCCAUACAGACACUGCCCGACGCCAUCGCCUCGCUGCCGCGGCUGAAGAUCCUCUUCGCCGCCAACGGGCAGUUCUCGGAGAUUCCCGCGGUGCUGGCCCGUUGCCCUGCACUGCGGAUGGUCGGUUUCGGAAACAACCGCCUGACCGCAUUGAACGGAGCCCAUUUGCCGACAGAGCUGCAGUGGCUCAUCGCCGCCGGCAACCAGAUCGCCUCGCUCCCAAACAUCCACCUGCUGCAGCACGUGCGGAAACUGAUGCUAAGCCACAACCUGCUCACGUGCGAGGCUCUUGCCCCGGCGGCGGCAAUCGCCGACCUGGAAAUGCUGCGAGUGGCCGCGAACCGGCUGGAAGCAUUUCCAGAUGCCUUGCUGCGACAUCCGCGGCUUAGCUGGGUGGCUGUUGGCGGCAACCCGUUCGCUGAGGCCGCCACAGAGAAGGCGCUGGCGACAGCCCCUCCUGCCGUGGACUAUUCGGAGGUUUCUCUGGGCGACAAGCUCGGCAGUGGUGCGGGAGCCAACGUCUACAGCGCGACCUGGCGUGGCAGGGAGGUGGCCGUGAAGGAGUGGCACGGCGACAAGUUCUCGGACGGCACGGCCAGGGGCGAGUGGGCCGCGAACAAGGUCGCCGGGCAUCCCGGGCACCCCUCCAUCGUGGGGGUGCUCGGCACGUUUGAGGUCCCCCGGCCGGGCAUGGUCCUGGAGAAGAUCGAGGGGGCGACGGGCGCGGCCGGCGCGCCGCCCUUCCAGCCCUUCAUGAUUACUCGGGAUCUGCUGCCCGCCCACGGCGGCAAGGGCCCCUCGUUCACCGCUGGGGCCGCGCUCGCCAUCGCGAGGACCGUGGCGAGCGCGUGCGCGUACCUGCACAGCCGCGGCGUCUACCACGGCGACGUCUACCUCCACAACACCCUCGUCGUCCCCGACGGGCCCCUGGAGUCCUCCGGGGUCCGGGACGUGAGGCUGUCGGAUUUCGGGGCCGCCACGGUGGUCGACGAGCCCGGGUUCUUCAAGAUCGAGGCCCGCAGCUUCGGCUGGCUGCUGCAGGACCUCCUGGACAUCCUCUCCUCGACGGGCCCCGCCGCAGCAGACGGCGGUGGCCGGGACGCCGACGUCGAGUCCCUGCUGCAGCGGGUGCGGCGGCGCUGCGCAGCCGAGACUUUGGACGGGCUCCCGACCUUCGCCGAGCUCGCCAGCGAGCUGGCAGCGGAGGUGGUGCCGGUGCCUUCGCUGUGAGCCGCAGAGUUCGGGGGAGGGGGUGGCUCGGAGGCGACGAUAGAGGCGAACAGCCCGGGGGCGGGCGGACAUCACGCGCAUUCGCCCGGGAGCCUCCCCGAAGGCAUGGACCAUCGGCGCCCAUGGAUGCAUGUAUUGCCCUCCCCGUGGGCUAAUCGCCCCCGUCGUCGCCCGCGAGUGGCGGGUACGGUGGGGGCGUCAGUUCAGGAGGGUGUCCAUGAAGCUUCAGACCCUGGGUGCUUCCUCAUCUGAUGGGGGCGGCGGUGAUAUCCAUGGGACCAGGAGAGGGGAUAGACUUUUCGAGCGCAUCCGACGUGCCCGCCCGCGUUCCUGUUUUUUGCUUGUCCCGCUUCCCGUCCUCCCCUGUCCUCCUCAUCUGGUCUCGUUUCAUACUCUUCCUCGUCAUCAUCAUGCUGUCCAGCCCCAUCAUUUUCCACUGUGUUUGUCAGCGCUCGGCCGAGGCGGUGUCAGGCUGGCAGGAAAGACGGACACAAAAAUGAAAUCCGAGGCAGUCUCCAAGCCGACCGACCGUGAUCCGCCAUGUCACUCUCCC
Molecule: messenger RNA, 2135 nt
Organism: Prorocentrum cordatum
Lineage: Eukaryota; Dinophyceae; Prorocentrales; Prorocentraceae
Source: the annotation of a GenBank genome assembly